AGGUAUGCUAAUGAGGGGCCCGGCGCCGCAGCCCAUUGGCCAGCCGCGGAGUGUCGGUGAAGUCAGCGCCGAGUCUCAGAAAAACAGAGCGGGGCCGACUGCAGCGUGUAGUGCUAGUGGGGCAGGACGCGCGCAGCAAGCCGCCGGGCGACCCGCAAGGAGUUGGCAUCCAUCCGAUGAGUUUGUGAAUCUGAAUCCUCUCUGCCCAGAGCUCCAGGACCAAUGCCUCUCCCAGCACUUUAAACCAUUGAGUAAUUCAGAGUCCCAGGUGCAGAAGGCUUGUCCCGCUACCACCAUGAGCUCCAAAUGUGAUGUUGGUACUUCUAGAGCUGUGAUGAAUGGCUUGGCACCUGGCAGCAAUGGGCAAGACAAAGAUACGGAUCCCACAAAAAUCUGCACUGGAAAAGGAGCAGUGACUCUCCGGGCCUCAUCCUCCUACAGGGAAGCCCCAACCAGUAGCCCUGUGAGCCCUCAGGAAACCCCAGAACAUGAAAGCAAGCCAGAUCUGGAGCCAGAGAAUCCUUCAGCAGACGAGUGGAGGCCUUCUUCCAGUGCUGAUGCCAAUGGGAAUGCCCAGCCAUCUUCACUUGCUGCCAAAGGCUACAGAAGUGUGCAUCCCAGCCUUCCAGCUGACAAGCCCCAGGAUUUCUCUCCACGCCCUCCUCUCCCUCCAGAGGGGCGCUUUGCAUGGCAGACUCCCACCGUCGGCAGUACCCAUAAAAACUCCCUAUACAUGAGCUCACCAAAGCCUUACAUCCCACUCAGCAUCCCCAGCCAGCAGAACCCCUCACAGCCGCAGCCCAUCUCUGUCCCCCUGGCAGUUAGACCAACUCACAAAGAUGUGGUGUAUUCUGGUCCCUUGCUUCCGGGUUCCACGUUCUGCAGUGCUUUAUCCAAACCCCAGCGCCACUAUGCAGCCACAAGAUUAGUUCCUAAUAAGAAUGUGAGCUCUAACCCACGUCAUGAGGCCACUGGGAAUAAAAAGAUCAGCAGCUUAUAUGUACCUUGUUUAUCCAAUAACAUUUGCUGGGCCGCCUCGGAAAACUCUCAUGUUGCACGUGACCCGGCCAAAGACACUCCCUUGGAGGCUGCAGGCACCCAGGCACCAGCUCCCAGCCUUGUCCCCCGCACAGCCAGCACAGGAAAACCACCUCCUGUUCCUCCUCCUGACCUUUCCAAGCUAUUCUUUGACAUCCACAAAGAUGCCGGUAACUGUGGCGAGCGUCCCUCUCUGGGGACGUGGGCUUUGUUUCCAGAUGCAGUGAGACCACCUGUGCUAGGCCCCCAGGUUACUUCUGAUCCUGAAACACGGAAGAGCAAAGAAAUUUACCUUUUGCAGCCAAGUUGUCCAGCCAAGGAUGCCACUUCCUCCAGCCCAGCUCAGCCUGAGGUAAUAGUUGUCCCUCUCUACCUGGUUAAUACUGACAGAGGGCAAGAAGGCACUGCCAGACCUCCAGCAUCUCUGGAGCCACUUGGCUGCAUCCACACUACCCUGGUGACCACCCCUGCUGCCUCACCUCUGACCUUCCCGACUCUAGAUGAUUUCAUUCCCCCUCAUCUGCAGAGGCGGCCCCACCACAGCCAACCAGCCAGUGCUUGUGGCUCCCUUCCCCCUGUUAGCCAGACACCACCAUCCUUCUCACCACCACCUCCGCUGGUCCCUCCCAUUCCGGAGGACCUCCACAGAGUCUCCAAGCCUGACCUCACGGGAGCUGUUUCAAGUACCGGUUCCAGUUCUCUACUAAAUGAAGUUUCUUCUUCCCUUAUUGCAACUGAUUCCCAAGCCUUCCCACCAGUGUGCAAGCCAUCAUCUGCUUACCCCUCCACCACAAUUGUCAAUCCCACCAUUGUGCUCUUGCAGCACAAUCGAGAACAGCAAAAACGGCUCAGUAGCCUUUCAGAUCCUGUCUCAGAAAGAAGAGUGGGUGAGGACUCAUCACCAACCCAAGAGAAACCCACAUCACCCACCAGGGCUGCUGAAAAAAGAGCAAAAGAUGACAGUAGGCGGGUGGUUAAAAGCACACAGGACCUAAGCGAUGUGUCCAUGGAUGAAGUGGGCAUUCCACUCCGGAAUACCGAGAGAUCAAAAGACUGGUACAAGACUAUGUUUAAGCAGAUUCACAAACUGAACAGAGACACUCCUGAAGAAAACCCUUAUUUCCCUACGUACAAAUUCCCUGAACUUCCUGAAAUCCAGCAAAAUUCUGAAGAGGACAAUCCUUAUACUCCUACCUACCAGUUUCCUGCAUCUACUCCUAGUCCUAAAUCCGAAGAUGAGGAUUCAGAUCUGUACUCUCCUCGAUACUCCUUUUCUGAAGACACAAAAUCUCCUCUUUCUGUGCCUCGCUCAAAAAGUGAGAUGAGCUACAUUGAUGGUGAGAAGGUGGUUAAGAGGUCAGCCACACUUCCCCUCCCAGCUCGUUCUUCCUCACUAAAAUCCAGCCCAGAAAGAAAUGACUGGGAGCCCCCAGAUAAGAAAGUGGAUACCAGAAAAUACCGAGCAGAGCCCAAAAGCAUUUAUGAAUAUCAGCCGGGCAAGUCUUCCGUCCUGAACAACGAAAAGAUGAGUCGGGAUAUAAGCCCAGAAGAGAUAGAUUUAAAGAAUGAACCUUGGUAUAAAUUCUUUUCGGAAUUGGAGUUUGGGAAACCGCCUCCCAAAAAGAUAUGGGAUUAUACUCCAGGAGACUGCUCUAUCCUUCCUAGAGAGGAUAGAAAGACUAAUCUAGAGAAAGAUCUCAACCUCUGCCAAACAGAGUCAGAGGCAGAUUUAGAAAAAAUGGAGACGAUUAAUAAAGCAAGCAGUUCAAACUCGCCACAGAGCUCAGCAGUCAGCCCCACUCCGGACAUUUCUUCAGAGCCUCCUGGAUAUAUAUAUUCUUCCAACUUCCAUGCAGUGAAGAGGGAAUCAGAUGGGGCUCCUGGGGAUCUCACUAGCUUGGAGAAUGAGAGGCAGAUUUAUAAAAGUGUCUUGGAAGGUGGUGACAUCCCUCUUCAGGGCCUGAGUGGGCUCAAGCGACCCUCCAGCUCAGCUUCCAUGAAAGAUUCCGAAUCACCAAGACAUUUUAUACCAGCUGAUUACUUGGAAUCCACAGAAGAAUUUAUUCGAAGACGUCAUGAUGAUAAAGAGAAACUUUUAGCGGACCAGAGACGACUUAAGCGCGAGCAAGAAGAGGCCGACAUUGCAGCUCGACGCCACACAGGCGUCAUCCCGACGCACCAUCAGUUUAUCACUAAUGAGCGCUUUGGGGAUCUCCUCAAUAUAGACGAUACCGCAAAAAGGAAAUCUGGGUCAGAGAUGAGACCUGCCAGAGCCAAAUUUGACUUUAAAGCACAAACACUAAAGGAGCUUCCUCUGCAGAAGGGAGACAUUGUUUACAUUUAUAAGCAGAUUGAUCAGAACUGGUACGAAGGCGAGCACCAUGGCCGAGUGGGAAUCUUCCCAUGUACCUACAUUGAGCUUCUUCCUCCUGCUGAGAAGGCUCAGCCCAAAAAGUUGCCGCCUGUGCAGGUUUUGGAAUAUGGAGAAGCUGUUGCUAAGUUUAACUUUAAUGGUGAUACACAGGUAGAAAUGUCUUUCAGAAAGGGUGAAAGGAUCACACUACUUCGACAGGUGGAUGAGAACUGGUAUGAAGGGAGGAUUCCAGGGACUUCCCGACAGGGCAUCUUCCCCAUCACUUAUGUGGAUGUGCUCAAACGGCCACUGGUAAAAAACCCUGUGGAUUACAUUGACCUGCCUUACUCCUCCUCUCCAAGUCGCAGCGCCACUGCCAGUCCUCAGUGCCCCAGUCACAGCAGGAUCAUCAUGCCAGCCCCCUCAUCUCUGCCCCAUCCCCGGAGAGCCCUGUCCCCUGAGAUGCACGCUGUCACCUCCGAGUGGAUCUCGCUGACUGUAGGGCUCCCAAGCAGGCGUUCUCUGGCCCUCACUCCACCCUUGCCUCCUCUGCCCGAGGCGUCUGUCUAUGACAUGGACCACUUCAGCUCGUCAGCGCGGGCCUGUCCCUCCCUGCCUAUCAGCCUCCCUCAUGGGAGUUGGUCAGAUCACUCUACUCCACACUCAGUGGUUUCCCCAUUGGCCUUGCCUGCUCCUCAGAAAGCCUACUCACUGGCCCCAAGCUCACAGGCCUCUCUUCAUGUCAAUGGAGAUGGUGGCUUCCACAUGCCAUCUUCAGGCAUUCGCGGAGAUAGCUACUCCCAGCCACUCUUUGGGAGCUCUGAUAGGGUCAUCUCAGAGCUUAGCGGUGCCUUUAGCAGCCAGAGCAAACUGCAGCCCUGGCAAGAAGAGAAUGAACAAUGUGAAAGAAAAGCAGAGAGCAAGGCAGGUGAGAGAUGCCCUGGUGGACCCAAGAUCUCUAAGAAGAGCUGCUUGAAGCCUUCAGAUGUGGUCAGGUGCCUGAGUACUGAACAGAGACUCUCAGAGCUCCGCACUCCUGAGGAGAGCCGGCCCAGCAAGCCUCUGGGCAGCACUUUUCCAGGAAGGGAGGCGGGGCAGACAGGACUGCAUAGAGGUGGCGAGGCUGAGAGGAGAGCUGCUCAGAGUGGUAUGAGCCAGCCUUCUCAUCAUUCAUUGAGAGCAGGACCUGAUCUCACAGAAUCUGAAAAGAGCUAUGUGGAAGCAGUUUGCAAUGAGAUCAUAAACAUUGCCGAAAAAUCUGUUCAUUACUGCAGCACUGUCUCUCAUCCCCUUGACUUUCAUCACAAGGUAUCCCCUUCUGACAAUAAAUCAUCUUUAAUCAUUUCUCAGCAACCUCAAGCCCAGCAGCGAAGAGUCACCCCAGACAGGAGUCAAACCUCACAGGAUUUCUAUAGCUACCAAGCAUUAUACAGCUACACACCACAAAAUGAUGAUGAGUUGGAACUCCGAGAUGGAGAUAUCGUUGAUGUCAUGGAAAAAUGUGAUGAUGGAUGGUUUGUUGGUACUUCAAGAAGGACCAGACAGUUUGGCACUUUUCCAGGCAACUAUGUAAAACCUUUAUAUCUGUAAGAAGAUUGAAAAACACAGAGAUUAUUCUUAUUGGAGAAUGAAGCAAAAUUCACACACCAGUCUCUUUAUUUAAAUAUUGAACCAGUAGGAAAAUUAAUGCAGUGGAUAAAGUAAGAAGUAAAAAAGAGGAAUAGAGAAAUGUUGUAUUUAAAAGCUAAGCUUGUGUAUCAAGGCUGAGCCAUAUGCUGGGCAAAAAUAAUUAAGGUAAAUCUGUAUUUACUUACUUGCUUCUGGAAGCUGCUCCAACCUUCCGCGCUCCUCCCCCACUUGGGUAACCUGACCUAAAGAAAAGUCCAGGAGUAGAGUUAGGCAGAAAUGCUUCCUGCUAACCUGGCCUUAACAAGCCCCAUAUCAAAGGGGACCUUGAGCCGAAAGCAAGCUUUGGGAUGCCACACAGGUCCCCAGCCAUGACCCAGAGGUGCUGAACCUGAGCAUCUACUGACUAUCUGAUCCUCCAUCCCUGGCUACCCUGGAGAAAGCUGAUCCCCAAGAGCUGCUAGGGUUCAGUGUAGGCUGCUAUCCCUUGACGGGGUGAAAGUGCCCAGCCUGUCCGAGGUAAAAAUCUAUCCUCCGACCUCCUGAGGUCCAGGGAAGGAAAUGGAGGCAAAUUAGGAGCCCUGUGCAUAAUGGCUGUUGUGCAGCAUUGCUGUCGAUGGCUGUGAUGUUCAGAGAGAAAAGCACAAAAGGUUCAUCCUGAGAACUGAGGAGAAGAUAGCCGGGCAGAAAUGUUAUAUUCUUGUUUUCAUGUGAUCAUGUCAGGAAGCCCUGCGGAUCUGGAGAUCACUUGCAACGUGUCCCUUUCCCUGGCUUUUGUAAACAAUCAACUUCAGGGCAGUGCAGUUGCAUUUAUAAGGCCUCUGUUGCUAACCUUUUAUUUCUGACUUGUGUUUGGCUGGAACAGUUUGGGAUUGGUAGGCCUAUUCUCAUAGGAAAUCCAGAGCAGUGUGUAAUGAUUCAUUUAAAAUGCAUCAGUGUGUGUUGGCUUCUGGGACACCCGUGAGUAAGACACGCCCAGUCCUAGAAGGACUCCGUGUCUCCAGUUUUACACUCUAGAAGAGUUCAAGGGCUGCUCAGAAUAUAGACCUUAAGGCUGUGAAUCCUGAGACACCUGAUGAGACAUCCCCACAGGGCAGAGUGCAGAAGCAGCUAUUCUGCCACUAAUGGCAGCCUCCAGGAAGUCUGUCUUUGAUGGGUGCUGGAUCUGAGGGAGUCCUGUGACACCCAGAGUUCUUAGUCACAACUGUGUGCAAGUUGUGACAGGGAUGUCUGUCAGCUUCUCUGUUAGAUCCUUUAGUGACACAAGGAUAGAAGUGAAAUGUUUCCUGCCUGCCAGGAACUUGGAGGUGACUGGGGAGACACAGAAAAGGACCUUAAGACAGACUGUGAUAAGUGCUAGGAAGGUGUGCGAGGAAGAGAGGAGUUUCUCCUGGAAGGAUCCUAGAAAGCAUCGUCAUACUUCUGUCUCCAUUAGUUCAUUUUUGAAUAAGUAGGAUGCCUGGAGAGCUUUUGUCCCAGGUAGUUUGUGGCUGGAAAUACUUGGAAGUUUUUCCACAGCCUUCAUACUCUCAUUAGCCCCACAAAUAUAGGUUCAAGGUCACAAAUAGAUGUAGCAAUUCUCGGUCAUAGGUUUGUGUCCUGGAAGCCCUGGAUCUCUCUGUGCAUGUCUAAGAAUUGCCCCAGAACCAGUGCUCCCAAAUCUGGAGUCUUCACGAGUAAGCAAAAUUUGUGUUCAGCACCCUGACUCAGCUGCUCUUCCAGAUGCCCAUCUUAGGAUCCUACCACCGCCCACCAGUCCGCUGCAGUACCCUCACCUUCUUCAUGUGCUUCUUUCAAGGAGGCUCUCAGGAAGAAACCAAACUGUAAAUGACUCACAAGGGGAAUGAAUGUGUUACCUCUCCCCACAGACAUUUGUUUUGAACUAAAAUGGACCAGAGCCUUAAUCCCAAGGAAAAAGACUGUGAAAUUGUGCGGAAGGGGAUUUCUGGAUAGAAAGAGGCUUCAUGAUUUUCUUUAGGUCUCAGUGACAGUAAGUGAAAGGUCUGCUCCACCGUUCAGGAGCACUGUUGUUUCAUUUUCUCCCUCUCUCUCUGAGGGAAUACAGUAGAAAUGCGUAUGCACGUGCAUCUUGCACGGCAGCAUUACUCCCAUUUUGGAAUGUAAUCCUUGUAUUGGCUAAUAUGUUUCCUGGUCUUUCUUAGAUGCAAACCAUUAAUAACGUGAUAUAAUCUAAUAGUCUUUUGAGGGGUGCUUCUUGAUUAAGUAGGUAAUUUUGAACACCUCUUUAAAUACAGCUAGAAAAUGAAACCAAUUUGUAACACCACAUUUGCAUACAAUGCCAGCCUCACAUCUUUGUAUAUUGCCCAAAAUCCAGGUAUGACUCAUCAGUUUGCCCAUCUUUAAUAAAAUAUGUUAAAAUGCAUUACUUUUGCUUCCUAUGUAUCACAAAACAAAGAACAAGUAUUUCCAAUUACUCUUUUGUCUUCAGACAUUUAGUAAUAUAAAGUACCUAUUUUUAUGCUGAAAUGUUUCUACAGGUUUAUUACAGCAGGUGCAACUAACUGAUGCAUGUCUUGAGACACAUUUUGAUAUAUUAGCCAUGCUUCCAGGCAAAGGCAAGCCCAAACUACUUAUCUUUUGCAGUCUCUCUGGGAUCAGUAAAAGAAGAAAAAAAAAAUCAUGUGCUUGAGAAGUGGGACUGUAAAUAUGUAUAUUUAACUUUGUAUAGCCAGUGUACCUACCUUGUAUAAAAAAUAAUUUUAAAAAUUUGAAUGAAAGGGGGGAGAGAUAAGGAAGUCAUGAAGUUUUUUGCUUUUUUAUUUAAAUGAAAGAAUUCCAUAUAACUCACCUGCAGACUUUAGCACAAAAAUAGCCAUCAUACACUGUUAAAAUUUGCAACAAUUAUUUUCUUGGGAGGAGAAAGUAUGAUCUCAGUUAUAAUUUUUUAAAAUUUUGUUUCAUUGAUGGAUUUUUGCAGUCCUAUUUAUCUGCAGUAGCAUUAAGUUCUAUUGCUAGAAUAGGUUACUACAAAAAUACAUUCUGAAAGAAAAGCAACUGACAUGUAUAACCAAUUAAUUUAAAGUGUUCCACUUAAAUUACACACUGAGAGCAUGUACUAUGCAGGCACACUUUUUUUGUUCAUUUAUUUUUCUUUAUUGCGGUGGAUUUGAUAAAUAGAUGUGUUGAAUUACUAUCUUUAUUGUACAUAUUAUUUAAUAAACUUUCUUCAGAAUUGCGUGGCA
Molecule: messenger RNA, 8220 nt
Organism: Chinchilla lanigera (long-tailed chinchilla)
Lineage: Eukaryota; Metazoa; Chordata; Mammalia; Rodentia; Chinchillidae
Gene: Sorbs1
Product: sorbin and SH3 domain containing 1
Exons: 34
Coding region: 5-4981 (1658 amino acids)
Biological process (GO): cell-substrate adhesion
Cellular component (GO): nucleus; cytoplasm; cell-substrate junction
Molecular function (GO): protein binding
Source: RefSeq, a predicted model, not a curated record